This is a messenger RNA of Spodoptera littoralis (African cotton leafworm), 345 nucleotides long. Lineage: Eukaryota; Metazoa; Arthropoda; Insecta; Lepidoptera; Noctuidae. The record is from the annotation of a GenBank genome assembly.
AUGAACAAUAGUGUAUAUGGCAAAACAAAUAAUUUUAUCAUAAGAAUCUCUCUCUGUGCCUUACUGCUACACCAAGAGGUAAAAGCCCAAACAGGUCCUAUUGCUGGCUUUAUAAGAACAAACCUCAUUGGUCAUCCAGUGAUACACGACAAGGCUUCUUGGGUGUUCGACCCUGAUGUGGCCAUUAAAAGACGAAGACAAUUCAUUUCUUUGCAUGGAGAUAAAGGAGAGAAGCUGAUAGAAAGGCUAGGUUUGGGAAUUGAUGGGAGGGAUGAAGAGAGGCUAGAAGAACAGAGAAAGAGGGAUGAGGGCCAUUUAGGUGGUCUGAACUUCUAUUUACCUUAG